Messenger RNA from Triticum turgidum subsp. durum (durum wheat), 567 nucleotides. The record is from the annotation of a GenBank genome assembly. NCBI's taxonomy places the organism in Eukaryota, Viridiplantae, Streptophyta, Magnoliopsida, Poales, Poaceae.
AUGGGUGGCUGUGGAGGCCUUGCAUCCUUGUCAAUUGGUCAUCUGACCUCCCUUGCAUCAUUAAGACUAGUAGAUCUCCCUGAUCUGUGCUUUAUUGAAGGACUGUCUUUCCUGCAACUUCACAGCGUAUAUUUAAAAGAUGUCCCGAAGCUCAAAGCGAAGUGCAUCUCACAGUUUCGGGUGCAGAAAUCACUCAGUGUUAGCAGUCCUGUGAUACUCAACCACAUGCUCUCGGCUAAAGGUUUUACAGUUCCAGAAUUCCUCAAUCUUAUUAAUUGCAAGGAGCCAUCUGUUUCAUUCGAAGAAUCUGCAAAUUUCUCAUCCCUGCGGUACCUGUCAUUAUAUAAUAGUGAAAUGAGGUCCCUGCCAAUAAAUCUGAAGUGUCUGUCCAGUCUGACAAAGCUUGGUAUCUACGGGUGCCCCAACAUAUCAUCUUUACCUGAUCUACCAUCCUCCCUUCAACAUAUAUGUGUUCGGCGUUGUGAGCGCUUGAAGGAGAGCUGCCAAACACCCGAUGGAGAAAGCUGGCCAAAGAUUGCGAGUAUCCGCUGCAAGGAAAUCGAAUGA